Molecule: messenger RNA, 3049 nt
Organism: Ooceraea biroi (clonal raider ant)
Lineage: Eukaryota; Metazoa; Arthropoda; Insecta; Hymenoptera; Formicidae
Source: RefSeq, a predicted model, not a curated record
UAAAAAUGAAUUACAACUGGCAGACAACUGGCGUCGGCGAUCGCACGGCCAACCGCACGUGGACGCUUGAGAGUCAGAGCCAACACCAACUUCCACCGUUACAAAUUGACGACCCACGUGAGGCGGUGGUCGACAACACCGAUCUUGACGUGAGUUUAACGUGCGACAUGAAGGAUGUACUUAUGCAAUAUGGAAUGCUGCUUGCUGCACUGGCGAAUGCGUUUGUGUCCCUGUUGACUCUUGUUGUACAAUGCAAUCUUAGUGCGGCGUGCGUGAAGCAAAGAUAUGCCAGCAUAAUAGAAUCUUUGACGGACGAUACGCGACUUGACUCAAAAGUCACUCGGAUUACGUGUCGAGAGAGAGGAACGACGACAGAUGAACAAGAAUCAGAGUCUCGACAGCAAAGUAACAUUGACACGACAGAAAGAAGCAACGGUGUUCAGGGAUUCGUGCAGAGAAUGGUGGAAAUCUCAAAAUUUCAAGUGUUGAAGGGAGACAAUGAGAGACCAGUCGGCUAUCUCGUUACGGCUCACUGGCUUGUCCCCUUUCUCGUUGUAGGAAUUUUAUAUUUCGCCGAAUACGACGAUAUGAACGCCGCUCGACAUACGGAGGCUAUUGAGUGCAUAUUCGAGAGCAAUUUUCCUAUGAACGACUUCUGCGUAUUUUUAGAUGCUGAAAAUAGCUCGAAGACGGCCAACUCCAUUGCACAUGUAACACUGGGGAACAAUUAUCCUCUUGAUGAGGAAUUAUUGAAUCAGUCUAAACCCAGCAACGUAGAAAUAAAUCAGAUAGUCUCGAAAGUGCAGGAUAUUGUCAGAACCGUGUUAAAUUACACACGCGACUCUGCAGUAAACGUAGAAAAUAUAAAUUUUCGCGACAACUCUUCCGAGUCGCGAAACAUCACGAAAUACGUUGUCAAUGAUGCAGUCAUUUAUAGAGAAAAUGAUACAAGUAUUGAUGCUGUAAUUCAGACACUGUACGGUACAUUGAUGGACCACGAUGCUGCAGCGAAGGAAAAAAAUCCAACUGGGAACCUGGGCAACGUACCACAAAUAUCAACCGAAAGCAAGCACGACAGCUAUCAAGGAACUACCGAUACUCCCAUUGUGCGAAAUGCGACGCUCGCUUCCAACAAUGAAAUAUACAACGACAUAAUAAAACGCAUUCAAGCUGCUAGCGCGCACAGCAGUGCAGCGCAAAAUCAUUAUGAUUCACGCGACAAUGGGAAACAGCCGGAACGAAAUGGUUUGAGAAAGCCACAUUCGAUCAGACAUUUAUCUCCCAGCGAAACUGAUCGUUUCAAUCAGUACAUCAACUCGGUGACGAGACGCGAUUCAGAGGUAAAUCUGCAGCGUGCGAUCAACAAGUGUCUCCUCUCGAUGAAAUUCUUGAAGCUACAUCUGCUUGCACUAUCCUUCACGAUAUACUUUCUACCGAUUCUGCUCUCCUGUAUCCUGCAAGUGCGUGGAAGGCACGUGUGCAAGAGUGCACUCGCGAUGCUAAAGGCGAACGUUGACCUCGCAUCUACCCUGCUUCGCAGCAAUUCGAACGAGGAAAAGAUUAGCAAGUCUUUCUUAAAAUUUUGGCUUUCCGUGAACGACAAAAAGGCUCGUCGUCGGAGCUCGGUAGAGGAAUCUGACGCGCCAAGACAAGAACCGGGUUUCACGCAGAGCUGCAGCAAUGGAGCGGACGUAGAGGCGAUGAGCGAGUGUCAUGAGACUCACACGAGGACGCAAAGUCAAAAUACACUCGAGAUAGAUAGCAUGGUAAGGAUACUCGACACUGUCAAGCUAUCGCUGAUCCUCUGCGUUCUUCUGUGGACGCCAAUAUUCCUGGAGACUCUACUGAGAGCAUUCUCGUGCACUCAGGCACCUCGAUGGUGGAACAGCGUGACAUUUUCUAGCGCAGUCUCAUUCGGUAUCGUAAGAAAUGCUCUCAACAUAAGUAUAAUGAGAAUUCAAGAAGUAUGUGAUAACGCUGGUGCAAAAGAAAACAAAGUACAUCCAAUUAAAUGAAAUAUACUUAACAGUUGCGACCAAUAAUAUAUCUGAACGUUGAUAGCAUCAAUCAUGAUCAUAAUAAUAAUAAUAAUUGGCUCGAGGAUCAUGUAUUGUACGAGCAUUGCUCUCGAUACUGACAAUAAAUUUUAUUUAUCAUCUAUAAAAUACAUACACCUAUAUAUAUACAAAGUAUUAAAUCAAUUUCGCGCGAUUCGACUUUAAACGCUCUGGUCAUUCUUCGGAACAAGGAUAUCCCUCGUGUCGGUAAAACAACGGGUUACCACAUUUUUCUAACAUUUAGCGGUAAAAAAAUUUAGCGACAAUGACACAGGUACGUCGUUUAUUGCGGUAAAUGAUUUAGCACGAUCGUCGGAGCGUACGUGAAACGAAUUAAUAUGUAUAUGAAACGAAUUCGUACGUAAACGUUCGCUCACCACGCGUUUAUCACUCACUUAUCGCGAAUAAAAUUCCGAUCGCUAUGCAGACAGCUGUGUGGACACGGUUGUUGGCAGACUCUCCGAUCUCGGAGACCGCUGCGAGCGUUGAUUUAGUUUUUCGUGGCUGCAAACGUCUCGCACACGUUGGUCACGCGAGCGAAUUUUCCAAUUGUUAUCGCCGAACGUGAUAGCGAGCAGUAACAAGUAAUGGAAAAAACAAUUAACGCUAGAGACGCGAACAACACUGUGCGCGUAUGUACGUCACGAGUCCGAGUUAACCUUAACAAUCCUUCAGCUUAACAAAUGCGCGCGCAACUCGCGAUUAUGUAUCGACAAGUUGUAUCGCACGAUGGAAACGUCACACGUGCGAGCGAUGCCAUUUGAAUGCGGCAUACGCGUAAUUUUCCACGAAUAUUCGUAGAAUCUAACACUCGACAUGAAUUCUUCAGCGUCUGAAAGAAAUUUCGAAUUAAAUUUGAUGAAUUUGUCCAUUGUUUAUCACAGACUUUUUAUUUUGAAAAGAAAUCAAAACUUAAUUGUUUAAUUGUAAGUAAUUUCCCCGACAAUUUCCAGCGAUAUUAUAUCUUAAUUAAAUAAAGCAUGUAAUAUAUA